Messenger RNA from Acanthopagrus latus (yellowfin seabream), 3279 nucleotides. Its product is annotated as receptor-type tyrosine-protein phosphatase epsilon-like. Gene Ontology annotation, biological process: protein dephosphorylation. The record is from RefSeq and is a predicted model, not a curated record. Gene Ontology annotation, molecular function: protein tyrosine phosphatase activity. The coding region runs from base 462 to 2504 and encodes 680 amino acids. NCBI's taxonomy places the organism in Eukaryota, Metazoa, Chordata, Actinopteri, Spariformes, Sparidae. The transcript has 21 exons.
AUCCUCAGAGAGACCUGCUGGAAACAUGACCACCAUCAGGGGGAUAUAGACGCGUUCUCCGGUCAGAUGAAUCGACAAACCUGCUGCGUUUGGCGUUAUUCUCCAAAGGACGUACGAGAGGACGAGGCAGGCGUUGCAGGAAAGACCCGAGCCGACAUCAUCACCACCAUCAUCAUCAUCAUCAGCCGCUGCGCUGGUUGAGGCGAGGUCACCGCAGAUUACCACGGUUCCCAUGAUCCCUUGUGCCUUGAUCCCAAUCUGACACACCUCGAACGACCUCCGACGACCUCAUCAGCUUCUUCCAGUCCUGUUAUCGAUAUCUCAGAAAGGAUGUGAGUAGGAGAAGGACUGAGGGGUUAGGACACCCGGGUAACCAAGAGAGGAAGCGAGGACCACGCGGCUGCUAUGGACUGAAGGGUCAACUGAAACCAGAUCGCGCUGGCUUUGAUUGGAAGUUGACAAUGGUGUUGUUUCUGAUCGGGAUCACCAUCGCCGUGAAUAAUUCAUCUCAUGAGAACCAAACCGCAGGAAACCCCACCCAUCAGGGUGCUCAUGUGCUGCCCUCGACGCUGGUCAUAUCCCUGCUCCUCAUCAUCGUCGUCCUGCUGACGAUCUACUGUCUGAGGUUUAAAAACCACAGGAAAGCUCUCGUUACCUCGGUGGAUAAAAAGAUUCCAAAUGGCUUCAUGGAGGAACAAGGAGAGCAGACAGUGGUCCUCCUCCCCAGAUCCCCCUCGCCGUCCAAGAGGUAUUUCCCCAUCCCUCUGGACUCGCUGGAGGAGGAGUACCGGAUACGCUCGGCGGACGACGGCAAGCUCUUCAGAGAAGAAUUCAACUCGCUGCCGUGUUACUACCACCACGGGUCCUUUGAGGAGGCGAGCAGAGAGCACAACAGAGAGAAAAACAGAUACCCCAACAUUUUACCAUAUGAUCAUUCCAGAGUGGUGUUAAGUCAUCUUGACGGACACCCGUGUUCAGACUACAUUAAUGCAUCGUACAUAGACGGUUUUAAGGAGAAGAACAAAUUCAUUGCAGCUCAAGGUCCGAAGCUUGAGACGGUGGCCGACUUCUGGCGGAUGAUUUGGGAGCAGAAAACGACGACUAUAGUGAUGCUGACGAACCUGAAAGAAAGGAAGGAGGACAAGUGUUUUCAGUACUGGCCAGAAAAAGGCUGCUGGAUGUACGGGAACGUCCGGGUGGCGAUGGAGGACUUCACCGUGCUGGUGGACUACACCAUCAGAAAAUUUUGCGUUCAAUAUCAGGGCAGCGACGGUCCCCGAGCUCCCCGGCUGGUCACCCAGCUCCACUUCACCAGCUGGCCAGACUUCGGGGUGCCGUUCUCGCCCAUCGGCAUGCUGAAAUUCCUUAAGAAGGUCAAGGCUGUCAAUCCGUCAUAUGCUGGACCCAUUGUUGUGCACUGCAGCGCCGGGGUGGGGAGGACCGGGACGUUCAUUGUCAUUGACAGCAUGAUCGACAUGAUGCACAUGGAACAGAGGCUGGAUGUCUUCGGCUUUGUGAGCAGAAUACGAGAGCAGCGCUGUCAGCUCAUCCAGACAGAUAUGCAGUACUCCUUCAUCUACCAGGCUCUGCUGGAGUACUAUCUGUAUGGAGACACGGAGCUAGAUGUGUGCUCUCUGGAGGGCCAUCUGCAGAGGCUUCACAACACCAGGGCUCCCCACGACAGGCUGGGCCUGGAGGAGGAGUUCAGGAAGCUGACCAACGUUCGCAUAAUGAAGGAGAACAUGAGAACUGGGAACCUCCCCGCCAACAUGAAGAAGAACCGCGUGCUUCAGAUCAUUCCGUAUGAUUUCAACCGAGUAAUACUGUCAGUGAAAAGAGGACAGGAGUUCACCGACUACAUCAAUGCCUCCUUUAUUGAUGGCUACAGGCAGAAGGACUAUUUUAUCGCAACCCAGGGCCCCCUGUCUCACACAGUGGAGGACUUCUGGAGGAUGGUGUGGGAGUGGAGGUGUCAUUCAAUCGUUAUGCUCACCGAACUCAAAGAGAGGGAGCAGGAGAAGUGUUUCCAGUACUGGCCAUCAGAGGGCAGUGUAACAUUUGGAGAUUACACCGUGGAGCUGACUGGAGACACGCAGUGUGAAACCUUCACGCUCAAAGACAUGGUGCUCACCUACAGACCCGAAAAGCAGUCACAACACGUCCGACACUUCCACUUCCACGGAUGGCCCGAGAUCGGAAUACCGGCCGAGGGACGAGGAAUGAUUGACAUUAUUGCAGCUGUGCAGAGGCAGCAGCAGCAGUCUGGGAACCGUCCCAUAAUUGUGCACUGCAGUGCUGGUGCGGGUCGGACCGGAACCUUCAUCGCCCUCAGUAACAUUCUGGAGAGGGUGAAAGCUGAGGGCCUCCUGGACGUCUUUCAGACAGUCAAGAGUUUACGCAUGCAGAGACCACACAUGGUUCAGACUGUGGAGCAAUACGACUUCUGCUACAGAGUGGUUCAGGAUUUCGUCGACAUCUUCUCAGACUACGCCAAUUUUAAAUAAUAAAAAAAAAAAAAACACCUGUCAGAUACGCUUCUGUACGCUUUCUGGCAUAUCAACUUAUGCAUUUUUCUUUUUCCUGAAUGUUAUUUUCUAAUAGCGAGCUCUUUUUACAUUUUGCACUUGAUUACAGAUCUCAGUGUUGUAACAUACUGUAAUAUAAUCCAAAACAUCUGUGCUCCAGGAGAGUCCGUCUCUGUCAGGAAUGUUUAAUUUUUCAAGUUUCCCAACUCGAAAUACAGCAACUCCAGCAGUUUGCUGAAUGGGUCGGUUUGAUUCUUGAAUAUGUGAAAAUAAAAUAGAAAUUAAAGUUUUAUGUUGCUUAAGUGCAACAUUGUAAGAACCAGUAAAGUGUUUAAGAGGACAACUGUAUUACAACCUUAUAUAUAGUAAAUAAUGUGUGUAUAUAUAUAUAUAUAUAUAUAUAUAUAUAUAUAUAUAUAUAUAUAUAUAUAUAUAUAUAUAUAUAUAUCCUGUAGUAUGUAAGCUCACUCCCUGAAUGCAUCGCUCAUGUGUUUUAGAGUUCAUGCUUUCUCUUUUACUUCUGCUUGAUUUUGUUACUGACCACAAUGCCUUUGGGUUUCAGUAGUCGUGUAUUUUACAGCCGCCCGCUCAACAUGUCUGAUUUGCUACGAGGAGAAUAAAUUGUGUGUAUGAUUAUUAGGGUUAAAAUGAUUAAUGCUUUUUCUAAAUCGAUGUCCUGUCCGACACGUGUAAAUAAUAUUUAUGAUCUACUUUUAGCUCAAACCGAAAAAAAAAAAAAACAUUAAAAAAAAAC